This is a messenger RNA of Eimeria maxima, 3726 nucleotides long. RefSeq names its product histone-lysine N-methyltransferase, putative. NCBI's taxonomy places the organism in Eukaryota, Apicomplexa, Conoidasida, Eucoccidiorida, Eimeriidae. The coding region runs from base 1 to 3726 and encodes 1241 amino acids. The transcript is spliced from 7 exons. Gene Ontology annotation, molecular function: methyltransferase activity; protein binding. The record is from RefSeq and is a predicted model, not a curated record.
AUGGAGCCGCACCAACGUAUCCCUUUGCGUUUGCCAAUUAACGGAUGGGAUCUCGAAAUCCCAGAUGCUGUCCCUUCUACUUCUGCUGCAGCGACACCUUCUCCUGCAGCUACUUGUUCUGCUUCCACAGUUACUUGUGCUUCACCGCUUCCUGUGGCAGCUGACACUGCUGCACCCCGACUAAGGAAGGCGGCUGUCCCUUCCAAGGCCAAGGAACUGAUAAGCCUGGCACUGCUUCUCCAGCUGCCAGAUAGAGCUACAGGCUCCACAAUGUGCCACUUAGUUAAUGCUGAAGCUUCACCGAUCGGAGCAGGCGUAGCCGCUACCAGGAGCAGCAAAGCUGGGAGUUCCAACGGCACCCAACGAAUUUCAUGGGGAAACUGUCAACAACCCGGGCAGUCUGCUGCAGUCUCCGCUGCAGCAGCGGCAGCAGCAGCAACAGAAGCAGCAGCAGGGGCGAUGCGCCACUCUCCCAGGGCACUACAGCAACAGCGACUGUCUUGUGCGGCAACAGCAACAAGAACAGCUCUUGCUGCGGCAAAGCAACGGGUGCUCGAGAAACAGCAGCAACUUUUGCACUAUCUAAGCUGCAUAGCAACGGGGGAGCAGCUCCUAAGAGAUAUAAAACGACAGCAGGAGCGUCCCAAACCACCUACAACCCUCAGCCGAAUGACAGGGCCGUUGCCACAGCAACAGCAACACCCCGAGGAGCAAAGACAGCAGAGGCACCGAGAGCUCAUGCAGGUGCUGCGGGGUCGAUCUCUCGCGCAGAAGAAAACAAAAGACCAACAGUUGCAUAAGUGGCAACAGCAGCAGCGGCAGCGUUUGAGAGGGACGAAACGGCAGUUGCCAACGAGUACUUUGCAACUAAUUUACUUCAGGUUGCACCGAAAGGUGGAGCAGCUGGAACUGUUGCAAAAGAGGCAGUCAUAUACUCAAUCGCUGCACCAAAUUCAAGCGAAGCGAAAACACCAGCACUGGGAGAAACAGGGAGAACAACAUCACCAGUGGCAGCAGCAACAACAAUGCCAAGAGCAACUGCAGCAGGGGCAGCAGAAACAUUUGGAGCAGCAGCAUCCACAAGACACGCCAACCGGCUUACUGCAACUGUCAACAACUCAUAGACACCAGCAACAGCAAAUGACUGGGCUGGCUGCACAGCAGCAUCAGAGUGGGCCGCCGCAAAAUAACUUCGCGGACAGCACAUUUCUAACUUCUUGCGAUGACAAUCCUAACCCUCAACCCUCCUCUACUGGUACUGUUCCUGCCGAUGCUGCCAUUGCUGACCGUGCCACUGCUGCUCCGUUUACCCCAGAAAGUUUUGCUCUUCCAGCAGUUGCUGGUGUUGCUGCUGCUCCUGCAAGCGCCGCUCCAAAGUGUGCAGUAAUAGCACCGCUUUCUUCAGCAGUGAUAGAAGGGACGAGCGGUGCGGCUGCUGCUGGUCGUUCUGCCAGUCAUAAAGUUUCACGUAACAACCAGCUGGCUCCUCUUGCAACAAAUGCUCCGAAAGCUUGCCCAGCUGGUGCUUCUGUGACUCCCGUUGCUGCUACGUCCGCUGCUGGCUCCGAUGGUGCUGUAGUCCCUCUACAGCUUCUAGAGAUGCCAACACCAUCCGCACAUAACAACUGUUUCAGCAGCCGAUACAACAGCGGACAACGCCUUGAGCAGCUGCAGCCAACGGGACAACAGCAGCAGCAAGACCGCCGUAUGCAUCUGGUGUUGAUGCUGGUAUUGUUGCUUUGUGAGGCUGCAGCAGCACCACAAUCCCUGGCGAUAUGUCGGAGGCAGCAGCUGCAGAAACUGGCUGCCUCCAGAACAGAAAGUCUGGCACAUUUUAGGUCAGUUUUGGAAGCAGCAGCAACAAGGUGCAAUAAGCUUAUGGCUGCAAAGGAGGCGUUCAAAGAGCACGUGCGCAGCAACGGGCCAAUGGUGCGCCGCAACGUGAUAAACGGUCAGGCGAGCAAAAGGAGCCUUGGAGUGUACCAACACCGAGCGGCAGCAAGCGCACGAAAGGCAGAAAAACUUCAACUAGAGGAGGAAGCAGCAGCUGCAGCUGAAGAACAGCUACAGCGGGAAGCUGAGGCACUGCUGCCGUACAAGUCAGUUGGUGGUUUGGAGAAUUUGUUCCAGGAACUAGAGGCAACUCAGAUGACGGCAGAUGGACUGGAGGCCGCAGCAGAAGAGGCGAACAGCAGACACAGAGAUGCUGCAGGGACUUUUGGCCUUUUAUGCCAGAAAACUAACAACAUGUUUUAUAAUCUCUCCGUCAUGCGCCUGUAUGCCCUGGGUAUUGAAAAGGCAGCUCAGGGAGCUGCAGUACGCCGCGGUCCGCCUAAGCAUCAGCCGGUGCAAGCCGUAGAGUAUUUCCUAGCGCAGCAGCAGCUGCUGCGACUGAAGGACUAUAUCGAAAAGUUGGACGCUGUGUUGCAAGACCUCCAGGAGGAAACGAAGAAACCUACUGGCUUUGGUCGAAUACCAGCAGUGUCUCAGGACUCCCAGUCAGCCAGUGAAUGCAUGGAUAUUGUUGAGUUUCUGCUGCAUUUCUUCUCUGCGGUGCCUGAAUCGGCCAGCUACCUGAAGUCCGUCAACAUCAACAUAGACUUGCUGCUACAGCUCCAGCAGGAACAACAGCAUCAACAGCAGCAUGAAGUGGUAUCUUGCCCUGCCGGUUGCGGGGAAGCGUUCUGCUCCGUACGGUGUCUCGAGAGGGACGUCGUCCAUAGGCAGCUGUGCGUCGGCCGCUUGAGUGAGGAGGCGCCUUUGGUUGCCUUUAAACGUUUUGCUGUAGAGCACUGCGAAAACCUACUUCUGGCUGCUGCAGCCAUUGUAUCAGCAGCAACUGCUGUAGUAACAGCACCAGGAGGAGAUUCGAAUGAUGCGGAAGCCGCUGCUAGGGCCAUGCAGCUGCUGCAAUUGCUGCUGCAGCACAAACAUGGACAGUGGCACGAGGAGGAAGAGAUUGAGACACCCACAAGGGCUGGAGUGAUGGAAGAGAAAACAGGUGAAGAAACGGAAGAAGAGACUGAGCUGAGUCGAAAAGCUAUUGUCGAAAGAGGGUCAAAUCUGCUGUUGUUGGGUUUGAGAGAUGCCUCUCCACUGUACGUGCACCUCGUAUCGCCUCGCCUUGUUUCUGAAUUGCUGUCACUCUUCGAGCAUUGCAAUUCGGACCUGGAAGUUCCCAACCCCCUAAACGCCUUCUUUGGCUUCUGCUUUUCACGUAACAUAAUCGUCGGUUCCGAGGGUCUGCAGGUUCUACUGGCAGAGAAGGAAGCGGCCCUCGCUGCACUCUUCGGGGAGCAGCAAAAAGAAGACGAAGCAAGCAACGACGAAGAUGCCGGCCAGUACCCUCAGAUAACUCAUGUAGAGGCAGAUACAGAAGGGGAUAUGCAGACUCUACGGAAGCUGUAUUUGAGCAAGCCUCCGUACUCCCUCUGCCCCCCUCCAGUAGGCCAGGGCCGUGAAUUCCCCCCAGUGAAGCAGACGGCGUUCUUCUGCUCCAUUGCUCGUGUCAACCACAGCUGUGUGCCCAAUAUGGAGGUGGAGUGCACGUCCACGCGGCCCGGAGGACAAAUGUUGUUAAAAUUGGUGAGAGACGUACAGCAGGGAGAAGAGCUUUGUGUGUCCUAUCUCAAGAACUUGCCCCUCACACACAGACAUCUGAGGAGACAGAGGCUUGAAGAGUUUGGAUUUGAGUGCAAUUGCGCCUACUGCGCCAGCGGCCUCUAG